Dromiciops gliroides (monito del monte) is the source of this 3656-nucleotide messenger RNA. RefSeq names its product raftlin, lipid raft linker 1 (gene RFTN1). The coding region runs from base 285 to 2015 and encodes 576 amino acids. Lineage: Eukaryota; Metazoa; Chordata; Mammalia; Microbiotheria; Microbiotheriidae. The transcript is spliced from 10 exons. The record is from RefSeq and is a predicted model, not a curated record.
CACGGAGGGCGCACGGAGGAGCGCACGGCCGGCGCGGCGCAUCGCCCCGCGGACCGUCCCGCUCUGCCCUGCCCUGCCCGGCUCGGCGGGGGAGCUCCCGCGCCGCCCGCCCCCCGCGCACUUCGCGCCCCUUCUCUCCACCCCCGGCCGCGGAUACGCAAAUCCCCUCCCACGCAACCCCUCCUCUUCAUGGCACAAACUUUCCUCCCGGGACAGAUCGGGGCAGCGACCGUAGCCGACUCCUGCACCUCCUCUGCCGGCCGGCUCUGAGAGUAGCUGCUGAAAUGGGUUGUGGACUGAAUAAGCUGGAGAAGCGUGAUGAAAAACGGCCCGGUAAUAUUUAUUCAACUCUGAAGAGGCCUCAGGUAGAAACCAAGAUCGAUGUGGCCUACGAAUACCGCUUCCUGGAGUUUACAACGCUGACUGAUGUGGAACUCCCGCGAUCCUCGGCGGUGCGGCUCUCCUCCUUGCGGGAUCUGCCCACGCAGCUUCAGGAGCUAUACCAGCAGGGCUUCACCCUCGUCACCCUCCACCCCUUCGUGCAGCCCACGGACGAGAGAGAGAAGACCCCCCAGGAGCAGAUCUUCCGGGCUGUGCUGAUCAAGAAAACCGAGAGCAGAUCCCAGAAAAACGAUUUUCAUAAUGAAGGAUACAUCUUGGAAUUAGAUUGCUGUUCUUCCUUGGAUCACCUGACAGACCAAAAAAUCAUCCCGAAUUUCAUUAAGAAAAUCCAAGAUGCAGCGAGUCGUGGCCUAGAAUUUGUGGGUGUUGUCCCUCAGUACCACUGCCCCGGGAACUCUGCAGGGAGCAGUCCACUCACCCCCACAGCCAACGGGUCUGGGGAGUCGAGAGAUGGGAAAACCACAUCCGACCAUUCCGAAGACCUCUCGUCCUUGGAUAGGGAGACCCCAGGGUCGGCAGAUAUGUGCGGCGCAUCAGAAGGGUCUCAGGGCAACGCAGAGCCCCAGGAAAAUGGGAGAGGCGACGGGCAAGUUGCUGAACCACAGAACUUAUCCCCCAAAGGGGGGAACGGAGCAGAUUCACCAGAGAAGGCUGACGGACCGACAAUCACAGCAGAGAAACGGGAAAGUUCAGACCAACUGGCUGGAAAAAUGGAGAUCUUCACCAUUUUCAACAAGCCGAAGAGCCAGCAACAACGCUGCCGACAGUACUAUACUGUCACCAUUCCACUGAGGGUCUCCAAAAACGGGCGGACGGUCAACAGCCUGGAUGCAAACUGGCUGGAGCACAUGAGUGACCACUUCCGGAAGGGAGGCGUGCUGGUGAACGCCAUCUUUUACCUUGGAAUGGUAAAUGAUUCCUUACAUGGAUUGACAGAUGGAGUAUUCAUCUUUGAAGAUGUUUCCACAGAGGAGAACAAAACCAUCCAGGCCUACGAUGCCAUUGUUGUUGAACAAUGGACCGUCCUGGAAGGCGUCGAAGUGCAGACAGACUACAUCCCACUACUGAACUCGCUGGCCGCCUAUGGCUGGCAACUCACCUGUGUGCUCCCUACGCCCGUCGUAAAGACAAACAGGGAGGGGAACUUGGCCACCAAGCAGAUCGUCUUUCUUCAGAGACCCUCUCUACCUCAGAAAGCCAAGAAAAAAGAGUCCAAGUUUCAGUGGCGCUUCUCCCGUGAGGACAUGCACAGCCGGCAGAUGAGAAAAUCCAAGUCUAAACUAAGUGCCCGAGGAAAACAGAAAAUGGAAGAAAAUGAGAAGAAUCAGGAAGACCAGCAUUCCAAAGCUGGAGAUGUGGGGAACUGUCUGCUUGCCUUGAAUCAGGCGGACGGGGUUACAAGCGGGGAGGGAGAAGGGGCCCCCGAGGAGCUGGAUGGGGCUCUUCAGGAGGCAAAAGGGGAAGAAGAGGUGAACCCCAGCUCGGAGGUGAACGGCACCGCCGACUGCAGGGUCCCCUGCCAGGCGGUGGUCACCUGCAAUGGAGAGGAUAACCGGGAGGCGGGCUUCACAGAAGCCGCUGGUGCAGAACCUCCCGUGUCAGAAGAAAUCUGACUCGAAACGGUUUCCUCGAAUCUCGAAGGGUUUGGCUGACCGCCUUCUUUAGGACUGAGGUUCAGACCGCUAUUUGACUUGGCAGUACUUGUUCCCCGUCCACACCAACUCUUCUUCAAACGUGAACUCCACACUCCCUCAUUCCACCCCAUUUUGUUUCUGCACAUACGUUUGGAAUGUCUUCUAUUGGAAGAGUUUGGGCAGUUUCCGCCGGUGUCUCAGAACCCAGGCCCCUAGCCCAGAAGCCCCUCGCUCUCCUCCUUUCCCUGGGGUUUAAACAAUCCCAAUGAAAGCUUCUUUUGGGGAAAGUUCAGGUGGACCUCCCUGGGCCAGAACCAAGUUUCAGUAGCCCAUAAAGAAUGCCCCACACCCCUACUGCUUUCUGCCACUACUGCCUGGCCCCUUCGCAGGGUCAGCAACACCCAGGGGUCCAUGUUUCCCCACCCUCAGAAUCCUUAGACACUCACUACUACUGCCUUGGCAAAAUGGUGCCAGGCAAGGAGUGGUACCAACUUCCCUAUGGAGAUCCUGAGAGUAUUCCCCUAGACACUAGUCAUUGGGGGAUGAAAAACUCAUUCUGUUUGCUCACCUGUUGUUGAAGUCCAAUCGAGUGCUGUGUUUGUGUUAAUGCUCCUCCCCGCCCUCUCCCCCCCACCCAAAAAAAGUUUUUGUAUCCGGUAUGUCCAAUGCACACACACUUGCUUUGCUCUCAUUUCAGGGUGGCCAUAUUUGGUUGGGUGUGCCCUUGCUUCCUACAAUUUUAACCAGUGUAUCAUUGCCUGAGUUGGUGCGCCACGUAAUGCUGUGUCUAUGAAGUAUGCAUUUUGUCUAGAAAGCCUUGUUCAGACCGGUCAGCAUUAGGAAGAACACUCAAACUGUAUUUACCAAAACAAUGGCCUGUCCUUUCUCUUUCCUGCUUAGUUACUUAAAGCAAUAAAUCACCCUUGAGUUUAGCCCACUGUUGAGUAUUGGUUAUUUAUCAUGUCAUGAAGGAAGCCUCCCUCCCUCUGCCCACCUCAAAGGUCCCACUCCAUGGGGCACAGGUCCAUCUACAAGGACUCGCAUCGAGUCUGGCUAUGGGAGGAGGUGAGAGAAGAAAGUGGAACCCACAGGGAGAGCAGCCCUUGGCUGGCCUGACCAGCAGGGAAGUAGUUGGCAUCGCUGCCCUGUCUCAUGCCAACCUGGCACUGCCAUCUUUUAGUUAAGGCGCAUCCAGGGGGCAAAGACCAAAAGAGAAGAUGAAGGAGACACAGGUAAGAGGUGGAGGUGGCAGACAACCAGUCAGGGAGAGCUACCAGUUCUUCAAAGGGCAGCCACCCUGUGCAUUAUUGAAGGCCGGCCUUUUCCCGCUUGCAAGUUUAUUAAGAUGUACAUAUUUGUAAUAUAUUUUUUAUAGAGCAGCCUCAACCCACUUAAAUAUGUUGCAUGUUGCUGGGUUUUUUUUCCAUUUGAAUCGAGAGUUCUGGCUCCUUUUACUCAGGGGAGCUCAGGAAGAGGUUUCGGGGCCUCUUCUGAAAAGGGGAACGGUUGGGAAAGCUGUUUUGGCUUCAUUUUUUCCCCAUGACAUUUUCCCAGAAGGAUGUUAUUGUGUCUAGUAUCUGUACAAUAUCUUGGCUCAAUAAAGCAUUAACUCUUGGUGCA